Messenger RNA from Morus notabilis, 3939 nucleotides. RefSeq lists its product as uncharacterized. Bases 35 to 3439 code for a protein of 1134 amino acids. The record is from RefSeq and is a predicted model, not a curated record. NCBI's taxonomy places the organism in Eukaryota, Viridiplantae, Streptophyta, Magnoliopsida, Rosales, Moraceae. The transcript has 5 exons.
CCAGCUACCUGUCACUUUCUCCGUGCUUCCAUCCAUGGAGGUUUUCAAAUCUUCAGCACCAACCAACCUCACAAUUCGCCUGUCAACUUCGCCUUUCACUUUCGAAUUCCCAACCAAAGCUUCAACAAAGAGAAUCCAUAUCAAAUUCACCACACCCAGCUUCAUAUUCUACAAGAAUCCGUCUUUUCCAAUCCACUUUCCCUUAUCCAAUACCAGAAGAAAAUUUCUAGUUUUCUCCCAGUUCGGCAGAACAACGAACCGCCGAAACUCGCUGAGAAAGAAGCUCAUUGAAGACCAACAACAGGUGCGUCGAAUUGCCUCUCCUCUAAACCCCGCGGGUUCUGAUAUUCAAAACCCAAACCCUAAUUUUGGCGAUACGGAGAGAUUCGUAGAGAGAAUUAAUCAUGAAAGUGUGGAAAAAGGGUAUGAUUCUAGUGAUAAAGAACCAAAGUCGAAAUCUUUUGGUGAAUCUGUUUUGUUUAACAAAUUGGAGAAUUGGGCUCUGCAGUAUAAGAAAGAUACCGAGUAUUGGGGAAUUGGGUCAAAACCAAUUUUCAUAGUUUUUCUGGACUCUGAUAGUAAUGUCAAAAGGGUUUCUGUUGAUGAAAAUGAAGUAUUGAGGAGAAGUGGAGUGGAGAAAGAAAGCUCAAAAGAGGUGAAUUUGAAAGCUUUGCACGCUAAAACUUUAGCUAGAGAGAUGGAGAGUGGGAAAAAAGAUGUUAUUCCAAGGAAUAGUUCGGUGGCUAAGUUUGUUGUUGUUCAAGGUGAGGAGUCUAGUUUUUUUAAGGCAAUUCAGAGUUUUGCCCAUAGUCCUAAGAUGGUAAAUGAGCUCCCUAGAGUUGGGAUGAUGUUGUUUUACGGUUUCAUUGCGGUGUGGGCAUUGAAAAAGUUGUUUGGUUUCCGGGGUAAAGAGGAGAUAGAGUCAGUAAAGGAAAUGAGGAGGGAGAUAAAAUCGAGAAAGGUGGAAGAGAUGUUGGACAAAGGUAGUGUGGAAGUUGUUCAGAAACCUUUGGAAUUGCCCAUGUUGUCCGGAGAAAAGCCGAGGAUAGAUAAGGAAGAACUUAUGAGGAAUAUCGCGAGAGCAAAAUCGCUGGAUGGGAAUGUGGCUUUACUUGGUUCUUCAAUUGCCCCUGAUGCUAAAUCUGUGGAGUUUGAUGUCAAAAUUCAGGAAAUCAGAAAAAUGGCCAGGGAAGCCCGGGAAAGUGAAGAUGUGAAAAAUGACUUUGUUAAAAUGAAUGGCGUCGAAAAUGAGGUUAUGAGUGAGGAAGGUUACAAGGGAACCGAGAAGGGUAAUGACUAUAAAGAAGAGGAAACAAGGCGUUUGACUAACCCUCUAAAUGGAGAUACUCAACAAAGUAGCAUUGAUCGUAAUGCAUUUCUACUUGAUGAAGUUUUUGGUGGGAAUGGGCGUUCAUCUUCACGUGUAGAAAGUUCAGAUCUUAGGCAAAGCACUAGAAAGGAUCUAAAAGAGAAUGAGGGUGUUGAACAUUUAGCAGAUGAUGGUACUUCUGAGGAACCAAGUGAUUCUAGAGGAAGUUCCGCCCAAGCAAAACCACGGAUCAUAAGAUCAGUGAAAGAAGCUAGGAAGUAUCUUUCUAAAAAGCGUUACAAGCAAGAAGGGGAAGAAGAACCCCAGUUUAAAGCUGUUUCCGAAAGUAAAACCCUUUUAAAUCUACAAAUUGAUAAACAAUAUGAUAGGGAUGCGAAUCAGGAGUUGGGGAUGGAAGAAAAAGUGGUCACAUCUGCCAUUUCAGAUGGGACAUUAGAUUCUUCACCUUUAACAGAUGCUUCCAAAGAUUCUGCUGUGGAAAAUAAGGAAUUCGUUGGAAUCAAGAAUGGGAACACUGAUGUUUGUAAGCAAGGAGAGGAUGAUGUUCCAGAGCAGCAAGGAUCAUUGGAUCAUGAAGGUAAUGGCGUAAAUUCAGAGGUAGGGCCAUCCUUAGAAGAGGAAACCUGGAACGAGAGCAAUUACAAUGAACAUAUUGUGAAGGAAAUUGGAGUUGGCUUUAGAGACAAUUACAUGGUUGCAAGAGAAAAGAAGAACCAACAAUCAAAUACGAAUUCCUCCAUGACGCAACUGGAGUCCAUUGGAGAUGUCAAUGAACUUGAAUGGAUGGAAGACGAUAAGCUUGCUGAGAUUGUUUUUCGAGUUCGAGAAAAUGAGUUGGCUGGGUGGGAUCCGUUUUAUAUGAUGGAUGCCGAAGACAAACAUUCAUUUUUCAAGGGUCUUGAAAAGAAAGUUGAUAGAGAGAACGAAAAGCUGUCAACACUGCAUGAAUGGCUCCACUCAAAUAUAGAAAAUCUAGACUACGGAGCAGAUGGUAUCAGUUUGUAUGAUCCACCGGAAAAAAUAAUACCACGCUGGAAAGGGCCCCCUCUGGAAAAAAUUCCAGAGUUCUUAAAUAACUUCCUAGAACAGAGAAAGGCAAUUUUUGCUGAAAACACUGAGAUUUUAAAUAAUGUGAAGAAGGGUGAGCAGGACUUCCUUCAGAAAUCAGCGGAAUCCCCAUUAGAUAAAAAUUAUGCCAGAUCUCCGGCAGUUAAUGAUCCAAAGAAGAAACUUCAGAGGGGUCAACAAAGUUCCAAGACAAUCAUAGAAGGCAGUGAUGGUUCUGUAAAAGCUGGAAAAAAAUCAGGGAAGGAGGUUUGGCAACACACCAAAAAGUGGUCGCGAGGUUUUCUGGAAUCCUAUAAUGGAGAGACAGACCCAGAAGUUAAAUUCAUUAUGAAAGACAUGGGAAAGGAUCUGGAUCGGUGGAUCACUGAGAAAGAAAUUCAGGAAGCCGCUGAUUUGAUGGAUAAACUACCGGAGAGGAAUAAAGAAUUCAUGCAAAAGAAACUCAAAAAGCUUAAAAGAGAGAUGGAACUAUUUGGACCGCAAGCAGUGAUGAGCAAAUAUCGUGAAUAUGCUGACGAGAAGGAAGAAGAUUACCUGUGGUGGUUAGAUCUUCCAUGUAUACUGUGCAUUGAGUUGUACACGGUUGAAGACGGGGAGCAAAGAAUAGGAUUCUAUUCAUUGGAGAUGGCUACAGACCUUGAAUUGGAACCGAAACCACAGCACGUGAUUUCUUUCGAGGAUGCCAAUGACUGCAAAAAUCUUUGUUAUAUUAUCCAAGCUCAAAUUGAAAUGCUCGGGAAUGGCCAUGCCUUUGUUGUUGCCCGACCGCCUAAGGAUGCUUUUCGGGAAGCGAAAGAGAACGGUUUUAGCGUCACCGUCAUCAGGAAAGGAGAGCUUCAGCUUAAUGUGGACCAAACAUUGGAUGAAGUGGAGGAACAGAUCACAGAGAUUGGGAGCAAAAUGUACCAUGAUGUGAUUAUGCGAGACCGCUCUGUGGAUAUAAGUUCAUUGACGAAGGGUGUUUUCGGUUUCAAAAGCAGACCAACCCGAACUAAGAGAAAAACAUCAAAGAAAAUGCUGAAGAAGCGUAGAAAGAAAUGAAGCUGAUACAUGCGCUUGGACAAGUAACAAGUUAAAGAGGUAACAACAAAAGCCGUUGGCCACGUAAGAAAAAUCCUUGGCUAGAGGGCUUUUUGUUGCUUGCAGUUGCUACGACCGAUUGGAGGAUUCUCGCAAAGAUAAAACAUUGUGGACUUCUGAACUCUGACCAACCUGUUUGGAUUGCUCAAUUUUGCUUUUUUGUGUGAAGAAGAUUGCUUCUUCACACGCUCAUGGGUCAGCUCCCAACUCUGGUUUGUUCGAGAGUCAAGUAAUGCUCUGCUUGUGGGUUAUCUAAUUAAGAGGCUGCUAGUCCUGCCCUUGGUCUAUCAGGCAAUUGGCCGACUGAUUGAGCUGUGUCCUUGAGAUCCACUGUGUCUGUGCAGUCGAUGGGAGCUAAAUCUUCCUUGUCUUCAAGUAUAUGAAUUUUGUAUGUAUAUUAUCUGAUGAGUUAUGGACUCGUUUGGUUCGUUGUGAUUCUGAUUUAUUAACGAGAACUUUAU